Molecule: messenger RNA, 531 nt
Organism: Lactuca sativa (garden lettuce)
Lineage: Eukaryota; Viridiplantae; Streptophyta; Magnoliopsida; Asterales; Asteraceae
Source: RefSeq, a predicted model, not a curated record
AUGCAGCUAGAAGAUGAACUUAGAAAUAUAACCUUGGGAGACUUAACCAUUCACGAUUAUUGUGAAAAGAUAAAGAAGAUUACUGAUACGCUUGAGGGCCUCGGUGAAAAAGUCAAGGAUCGUAGUGUUGUACUUCAUGCAUUAAAUGGACUUCCAAGCAAGUUUGAAAGUGUUGCCAGCAUCCUUCGCUUCUCCAAACCUCUUCCAUCGUUUUCUGAGAUGCGAUCUAUCCUACUGGUUGAAGAAUCGAGAUUGAACAGCCACCGUGUCACUCUCCCAUUGCACGACAAUCACCCCUCUUCGCCUUCUCUGCUCCAUGUUGCUGACCCUUCUUCGCCGUCGACCCGUGGAAGAGGGAGCAGAUCCUACCGGGGGAAACAACUCCCGUCGCAGUGGAGGUCACAACAACCAGCGUCGCCAGCAGCAAUUUCCCGGUCAACUCCCCUCUGGUCAGCAAUCGCGCCAUACAUCACCUGGGUGGGUUUAUUCUCCUGCGCCCCAUCCUUUUCCGUCAAUAUGGACCCCAUCUAG